AUGCUGCUGCUGAACAUACCGUUCCUCCUCUCCCUACUCCGACUCCUAUUGCUCGUCAGCGCCGUCCCGCUGCCAACAUCGUCCACCUCCCUCCACCUCGACGCUCGACAAGAGAUUGGAUUAUCAGAAUCAGAAUCCCUACUUUCCGCCCGCGAUCUGGAUAAUGUGGAGGACGAACUGGCCGAACGGAGCUUCAAGAGCUUCAUCCAUAAGGUCGAGCAUGGGCUUGGGAAGGCGGCCCAGAUCGGGAUGAGCGUCGUCAUGCGCGAUAUGGAGGACUCGGAGCUCAGCAUGCGGGAUGCUGCUUCGCCGGACGACGGGGAGGAGGGCGUAAUCCUCCGGGAGGUCAGGGAGAUGGAGGAAGACGUGGAGGAAAGGAGCUUCAAGAGUUUCUUUAAGAAGAUCGGGCAUGGGCUUGCUAAAGUCGGGAAGGGGAUUGCGAAAGUUGGGAAGGCGGUCGUUAAAGGUGUUGGAAAGGUUGCGAAGGGCGCGAUGGGGAUGGUCAUGGGCGGUGGGAUGUAG
This is a messenger RNA of Dacryopinax primogenitus, 522 nucleotides long. RefSeq lists its product as uncharacterized. The transcript has a single exon. NCBI's taxonomy places the organism in Eukaryota, Fungi, Basidiomycota, Dacrymycetes, Dacrymycetales, Dacrymycetaceae. The record is from RefSeq and is a predicted model, not a curated record. Bases 1 to 522 code for a protein of 173 amino acids.